Molecule: messenger RNA, 586 nt
Organism: Cimex lectularius (bed bug)
Lineage: Eukaryota; Metazoa; Arthropoda; Insecta; Hemiptera; Cimicidae
Gene: lmgA
Product: anaphase-promoting complex subunit 11
Exons: 4
Coding region: 96-350 (84 amino acids)
Biological process (GO): anaphase-promoting complex-dependent catabolic process; protein ubiquitination; positive regulation of mitotic metaphase/anaphase transition
Cellular component (GO): anaphase-promoting complex; nucleus
Molecular function (GO): cullin family protein binding; ubiquitin protein ligase activity; zinc ion binding
Source: RefSeq, a predicted model, not a curated record
CUCUGUAACUUGCCAGUCUCGACUCUCGGGCUCGGCGUUGUUGCUCGGUGUAAACAGAAUUUCUCACAGAUCAUUUCAUAAGAAAAGGAUGUGUUAUGAAAGUAACAAUUAAAAGUUGGAACGGGGUUGCGACUUGGAGGUGGCUUGCGAACGAUGACACUUGUGGGAUUUGCAGACUAGCUUUCGACGGCUGCUGCCCCGACUGCAAAGUGCCUGGAGACGACUGUCCACUCGUUUGGGGCCAAUGUUCCCACUGCUUCCAUAUACACUGUAUUAUGAAGUGGCUCAACUCACAACAAGUCAACCAACAGUGUCCUAUGUGUAGACAAGAGUGGAAAUUCAGAGAAUAGUCGUUUCUUUUUUUACAACGGAAAUGUCUUCGUCGAUGCCAGGCUUGCCACCGUUACCAAAAAGCCUGAGUACCAUAAAUUUAAAUGAUACUGCGACCGAGAGUAAACGAAGCACCAGCUCCCAUAGUCAUAAGUUACCUCCUCCACCACCACCAGGUCCAAGACAGCCGCCACCUCCUCCGCCUCGUAAACAGACCAAACUUGAUGUCCAAUUGGCGAGGCUUCGAAAAGAAAUG